GCAAACGAGAUUUAGUAUAAAAAGAGUUGCUUUUCCAUCGAAAUAAUCAUUCAUUGGAAUAAUCCAGUUUAGAAUUGUUCAUCGAACGGAAUUCUCAUCCUCAACCAAAUCAAAAUGCGUUUCACCAUUGUCUUGGCUCUCUGCUUCAUUGGAGCUGCCUCUGCUAGCUCAUUGAACAAGCGAAGCUUAGUCAAUGAUAUCCAGAACAACACUCAAAAUGCUUUCCACGCUUUUGAACAAUUCGGUCAAAACUUCAAUGAGAAGGUCCAAGAAGCCUUUAAAAACCUAUUCAACGCUUUCGGAAACAACAAGAACCAAACAACUGAAGCUUCAGUCACUGUAACUAAGCGAUCCAGCAACCCAUUCGCACUGUUCGAUGAUCUUGGUAAAGGUGAUUUAGUCGCAUUUGCUCAAGACUUAUUGAAAGUUCUUGCUGAUGUAGCUCCUGGUCGACGAAAGAGAGAUGCUGUUGAAGAUCUUAGAAACUUACUAAGCGAUUUCGUAAACCAGCAUCAAGCUACUGAAGCUUCAGUCAUUGUAACUAAGCGAGACAGCAACCCAUUUGCACUCAUUGAUGAUCUUGCUCAAGGUAAUUUAUUCGCAUUCGCUCAUGACUUGUUGAAAGUCCUCGCUGAAGUAGCUCCUGGUCGACGAAAGAGAGAUGCUGUUGAAGACCUCAAGAAGCUUUCUGAUGAAGCCAAGCAAAACUCUGAAGAAUCUCUCAAGAAGAUCUUUGCCUUCUUCGAACAAUUUAAACCCCAAUCCAGUGAAUCAUCAGAUUCCGUCAUAAAAGCCGAAAGCAACGCUGAAGAAGCUAUCGACAAGCUCUUUUCCCUCAUUGAACAAACUAACUCUGAACCCAAUGAAUUAUCAAAGGCCUUCACCAUGGCAAAGUUCAGUGUUGACGGUGCUCUUUGGAAGUUCAUAACCCUCUUUGAACAAUGCAAACCUCAAUCCAAUGAAUUAUCAACAGCCUUUACUGUUGCCAAGUACAGCGCUGAAGACGCUGUUUGGAAGCUCAUAAGCCUCUUUGGACAAUUGCAAGAUGCCGUCGCCAAGACAUCAUCUUCCAGCCGAGGAAAGCGUGCCCUCAGUCCAUUCGCACUAACCGAAGAUAUUCAAUCAGGUGAUGUCGGCAAGUUUUUUGCAGACCUUAAGCAAGCUCAUCUCGAAUCAGCGUCGUAUGGUAUUGGGAUGGCCGAACGGCAAUGAAUGCAAUUCAAUUCAGUUAAAUGUGUGACACAAUUUCGAUUAAUGAUUGAUCUAAAAUCAAUCAUCUAUAACUCGUGCAGCACGCAUAAAGAUUCUGUAGCUAAUAUUUUUCUGUAACCACUUCUAUCCAUUUGUCAUCUUAAUGAUUCAAUAAAAUAAAUUCAUAUUUGCAA
Tetranychus urticae (two-spotted spider mite) is the source of this 1385-nucleotide messenger RNA. RefSeq lists its product as uncharacterized. The record is from RefSeq and is a predicted model, not a curated record. Lineage: Eukaryota; Metazoa; Arthropoda; Arachnida; Trombidiformes; Tetranychidae.